GACAAGGAUGAGGAGGAGAAGGACAAGGAUGUCCCCGUCCCCCCGGGGGACAUCCCGGUGGCCCCCAUCCCAUCCCGCCACGACCUCUCAGCCACCGAUUUCCUACGGCAGCUCGACGCCGAGAUCGGGCGCUCCAAGGCGGUGGCGGCGGCACAACGGCUCCGCGCUGGCAGCACAGGCCACUGCUGCCUACCCCCGCUUUGGUGGCCUUCGAGGGGACAACGUCACGGACCAGCUCGGCCUCGACUUCCAGCGCAUGCUGUGCCUCAACAGCACCCUCUUCGUUGCCGCCCGGGACCACAUCUACGCUUUCGACCUGGGGCAGGACAAGGGGAUGCUGUACCCUGAGAGGCACCUCACCUGGGAGACGCAGGACAGGGAGAACUGCGCAAUGCGGGGCCGGCUGCAGGACGAGUGCCACAACUACAUCAGGGUGCUGGUGCCCCACGACGCUGGCACCCUCCUGGCCUGCGGCACCAAUGCCUUCAGCCCCCUCUGCCGCAUCUACCAGGUGAGCAGCCUCGCGCAGGAGGGCGAGGAGGUGAGCGGCCAGGCCCGGUGCCCCUUCGAUGCCAAGCAGAGCAUCGUCGCCCUCUUUGUCGACGGCAGCCUGUACUCAGCCACAGUGGCCGACUUCCAGGCAAGCGACGCAGUGAUUUACCGCAGCCUCAGCCCCGGCCGCCCCCCGCUGCGCACCCUCAAGUACAGCUCCCGCUGGCUGCAGGAGCCCCACUUUGUCCAGGCGCUGCCCUAUGGUCCCUACGUCUACUUCUUCUUCAGGGAGGUCGCCGUGGAGCUCAGCGCCCUGGGCAAGGUGGUGGUGGCGCGGGUGGCGCGGGUGUGCCGCAAUGACCAAGGGGGCUCCCCACGGGUGCUGGAGCGGCGCUGGACGUCCUUCCUGAAGGUACGGCUGCAGUGUGCCAUCCCUGGGGACACCGUCUUCUACUUCGAUGUCCUGGAGGCGGUGACACCCCCCCGGGCCCUGCACGGGCGCCCCGCUGUCCUCGCCCUCUUCGGCACCCAGCCCAACAGCAUCCCCGGCUCUGCCGUCUGCGCCUUCUACCUGGCGGACGUGGAGCGGGCGUUCGAGGGACCCUUCGCCGAACCCCGCGGUACCGCUGGCACCUGGGCCCCAGUGCCCGAGGACAGGGUGCCCCGACCCAGGCCGGGCUGCUGCGCUGGGAUGGGACUGGCCGCCGGUGUUGUCACCUCCGGGGACUUCCCUGACGAGACAUUGGUCUUCGCCAAGGAGCACCCACUGCUGCACGGUGCUGUGGCACCCGCUGGCGGGCGGCCCCUCUUCACCCUGGCAUGCAAGGCCCUGCUGACGCAGCUGGCGGUGGACACGGGCGCGGGGCCACAGGGGAACCAGACCGUGCUCUUCCUGGGCGCUGAGGACGGGCGGGUGCUGAAGGUCCUGGCGGCCGCGCAGCACCCCCGGGCCACGCGGCACCCCGGCAGCACCCCGGCACCCGGUGACAGCCGAGAGCCUGGUGACACCGGGGACACCAGCGCUGAGACACUGCUGCUGGAGGAGAUCAGCCUCUACGACCCCAGGCGGUGCCGGGGGCCGCGGGGCGCCAGCCGGGUGCUGGGGCUGGAGCUGCACCCACCGGGCCGGGAGCUCUACGUCGCCUUCACUGGGUGCCUGGUGCGUCUGCCCCUGAGCCGCUGCGCCCGACACGGCGCCUGCCGCAGGAGCUGCCUGGCCGCCCGUGACCCCUACUGCGUCUGGCUGCCCCCCAGGGGCUGUGUCCCCUUCUCCGAGGACCUUCCGAGUGGCUUCGAGCAGGACGUGGAGGGAUCCCCUGGGAUCACUGGGACCUGCCAAGGGGUGCGUCAGGCCGAGACGGGAGCUGCAGCGACGGUGCCGGUGCCAGUGCUGGUGGGCUGCGUGCUGGGCGCCUUCACCCUGGGUGCCCUGGCUGCUGGGCUGCUGGCAGCCUGCUACCGUCGCCCUGCUGUCCCCAAGGGACCCCUGGAGUCCCCUGCCACCCCACGGCCCCUGGCCCAGCCACCUGCCCCCCGCCUCUACCCCCUGCUGCCGCCCCAGGGAGGGGCUGGGGGCCUGUGGGACCCCCCCGAGCUUCCCACCCCUGAGGCCACCCCGCAACCACCCACCAAGAUGCCCCAGGAGCGAGUGGCAGAACACCGACGUGGCCAGGCCACCCAUCUCAACACCCCAGGUUGCCCAGAGCCCCCCGGCCCGGGACCCCCACCCAAGGCCACCCUGGAGGAGCUGCUGCAGCGGCUGCACAGGACGGGGGGCUCGGGGUGGCCGGUGACCCCCCCAGCCACCAGCUCCUUUGCCAACCGGGUACAGCCGGGCGCCCCAUUCCCCAACCUUCCCCUGGCUCCCCGUGACGGGGCACCCCGGCGGCUGGAUGUGCCCCCUGACAGCCCCCCGCCACCCAGGCGACCCCUGGCACAAAGACACUCGCUGGGAGGGACGCCCACGAGACCACCCGGCCUGGCCCGGGGGCUUACCCGCAUGCACUCACUAGGGGCGCCGGGGGGGCCACCCUGGGGCCCGCGGCCCAGCACCCUGGAGCGCUCCCUCUCCAUGAAGCCCCCAGUGCUGCCCAAGCCCUUGCUGGUGCCGGCAGCCCCCGGGCAGCCCUGA
Haliaeetus leucocephalus (bald eagle) is the source of this 2623-nucleotide messenger RNA. RefSeq names its product sema domain, transmembrane domain (TM), and cytoplasmic domain, (semaphorin) 6C (gene SEMA6C). Gene Ontology annotation, molecular function: chemorepellent activity; semaphorin receptor binding. The record is from RefSeq and is a predicted model, not a curated record. Gene Ontology annotation, biological process: semaphorin-plexin signaling pathway; negative regulation of axon extension involved in axon guidance; negative chemotaxis. The transcript is spliced from 17 exons. The coding region runs from base 8 to 2623 and encodes 871 amino acids. NCBI's taxonomy places the organism in Eukaryota, Metazoa, Chordata, Aves, Accipitriformes, Accipitridae.